Messenger RNA from Brassica napus (rape), 885 nucleotides. Its product is annotated as non-specific phospholipase C2-like. The record is from RefSeq and is a predicted model, not a curated record. Gene Ontology annotation, molecular function: hydrolase activity, acting on ester bonds. Gene Ontology annotation, biological process: phospholipid catabolic process. The transcript has 3 exons. Bases 1 to 780 code for a protein of 259 amino acids. NCBI's taxonomy places the organism in Eukaryota, Viridiplantae, Streptophyta, Magnoliopsida, Brassicales, Brassicaceae.
AUGGAGUUAGUGAGAACUCAUAAGGGAUGGAUUGGGGUCGAUGCGCUGCAGCGCUGUGAGACUGGGGUCUACGGGAAGUUUAUAAAGGAAGUGUACGAGACACUAAGAGCGAGCCCACAAUGGAACGAAACCCUACUUUUGAUCACUUACGACGAGCACGGUGGAUAUUUCGACCACGUUCCAACACCGGUUCGCAAUGUGCCUAGCCCGGACGGUAUAGUCGGACCAGAACCAUUCCUAUUCGAAUUCAACCGCUUAGGUAUUCGUGUACCAACAAUAGCUGUGUCUCCAUGGAUCGAGAAAGGAACGGUCGUACAUGGACCAAACGGGUCACCAUUCCCAUCAUCUGAAUAUGAGCAUUCUUCGAUUCCGGCGACUGUAAAGAAACUAUUCAAUCUAUCGACGCCUUUCCUCACAAAAAGAGAUGAAUGGGCAGGGACGUUUGAGAACAUUUUGCAAAUCCGGAAAGAGCCUAGAACUGAUUGUCCCGAGACGUUACCCGAACCGGUUAAGAUAAGAAUGACUGAGGCGAAUGAGAAUGCUAAAUUGAGUGAGUUUCAGCAAGAGCUUGUACAACUAGCUGCGGUUCUAAAAGGAGAUGAUGUACUUACAGCAUAUCCUAAAGAAAUAGGAAAAGGAAUGACUGUGAUUCAAGGGAAGAAGUAUAUGGAAGAUGCUGUGAAACGAUUCUUAGAGGCUGGUCGUUUAGCUUUAGACAUGGGAGCGAAUAAAGAAGAGCUUGUUCAUAUGAAACCUUCCCUUACUGGAAGAAGACAUUAAGCUCGUUCUCCCCUUAAAUUUCUAUCAUAUCUCACCUUUUCCUUUGUUACUUAUACAAGUCAAACACCUCAUAUUUUACUAAUAAAAUGUGUUUUAAUUAACACU